Halteromyces radiatus is the source of this 1303-nucleotide messenger RNA. RefSeq names its product rhizopuspepsinogen precursor. The transcript has 6 exons. Gene Ontology annotation, biological process: proteolysis. Bases 40 to 1215 code for a protein of 391 amino acids. The record is from RefSeq and is a predicted model, not a curated record. NCBI's taxonomy places the organism in Eukaryota, Fungi, Mucoromycota, Mucoromycetes, Mucorales, Cunninghamellaceae. Gene Ontology annotation, molecular function: aspartic-type endopeptidase activity.
CUUAGUUACAACCAUAAAACCAUCAUCAUAAAAAAAGGUAUGAAGAAGCUAUCAUCUCUUAUUGUAUCUGUCAUUUGUGCCACUUUAAUGGUUCAUGCAGCACCUAUGGAAAGAAAUAAAGCAGGAACAGUUAUUGUACCCAUCACUGCUAAUCCUAAUUAUCAUCGGAAUAUCCACACAGCACUUGAUAGAAUAAGAAAAAAACGAUCGAAAUGGAUUUCUUCUAAUCAUCUGGUAAAAAAGGAUGGUAUCGUUCCUAUGAUUAACUAUGAAAACUUGGAGUUCAUUGGAUCUGUCUACAUUGGUACCCCGCCUGUAAAAUACGAUUUGGAUUUUGACACGGGCUCUUCCGAUCUAUGGAUUCCUUCAACUACUUGUACUACGUGUGUCAAUAAGACUACCUAUAAUCCAAAUCAAUCUAGUUCUUAUGUCAAAGAAGGAAAACCAUUUCAACUCAGUUAUUUGGACAAAAGUAAUUCAUCAGGCAUCACUGGAUUGGAAACGAUAACUAUAGGAGGAUUGACCAUCAAAAAUCAACGAUUUGGUAUGGUAACUGAAGAAUCAGCUGCAUUCUCGAAAUCACCAGACGAUGGACUCUUGGGUUUGGCUUUCAACUCGUUAUCUGUACUCAACGAUACAAAGACUCCUUUGGAUAACAUGAUAUCUCAAGGUUUGAUUUCAAAACCAGUCUUUGGUGUAUAUCUUGGUAGUCUUAGGAAAGAAGGAGGAGGCGAAUACGUGUUUGGAGGAUACAAUCAAUCAAAAAUCAGUGGUCCUCUCAUCAAUGUCAAUGUAGACGUCAAGAGUGGAGGUUAUGGAGUCAAAUUGAAAAAUUUGAAUAUUGGUAACACUACGAUCCCUGGCUCAUCUGCUGAAUAUCUCGUGGAUACAGGAAGUACUCUUCUUAUACUUGACAAAUCUACUGCUGCUAUUGUUGCAAAAGCUUAUGGUACUGUGCUCAACAAUGAUGGUCAAACUUACAAUAUUUCUUGUGAUCCUGCGUCAGUACCAUCUUUGUCUCUCACUAUCGAUGGUUUUACAGCAAUGAUUCCAUCAGAAGAUGUUAUCUAUGCAAAUGAUCAUGGUCGAUGUGUGGCAGGAUUUACAUUAGGUUCAUCAUCAAAUUACGGAAUCCUUGGUGAUCUCUUCCUACGUAAUGUUUACACAGUUUUUGAUCAAGGUACUCCUGCUCUUCAAUUCGGUCAUUUAGCUUAAUUGUAUGAAAUAGUUCCCUUUAUAUAUUAGUGUAAUGUAAUAUAUUAUAGUGUAGUAUAUUCAAUAAAAAAAAAUAUCUCUAUUUCCG